This is a messenger RNA of Ilex paraguariensis (yerba mate), 414 nucleotides long. The record is from the annotation of a GenBank genome assembly. Lineage: Eukaryota; Viridiplantae; Streptophyta; Magnoliopsida; Aquifoliales; Aquifoliaceae.
AUGCUUUAUACUGCAGUGCCCAGACCCAAAUUCAAUCUCACCAGACAAGCCGAUAUCUCCUCCUUCACGUUCACGGAUUAUGGAGUGAAAGUGAUGCUUAAUCGCAAUGUGUUUUUAGUGGAUGUAGUGAGGGAUGACAAGGGCAGGGUCUUGAAACUUGACUCAAUAGUGGGUGGCAAGCUAUGGAAAGGGAUUGACAUGCUAAUCUUCAACACUUGGCAUUGGUGGAACCGCAGAGGAGUUGGACAACCAUGGGAUUAUAUUCAAGUAGGGAAUGAGACAUACAAAGACAUGGACCGAAUGGCUGCUUUUGAGAGGGCACUCAAUACUUCGGCUGGGUGGGUGGACUCUAAUGUUAAUUCUACCAGCACUAAGGUUUUCUUUCAAGGGAUUUCUCCAUCUCAUUACAAGUAA